Anastrepha obliqua is the source of this 5692-nucleotide messenger RNA. RefSeq names its product fibulin-1. Gene Ontology annotation, molecular function: calcium ion binding. The transcript is spliced from 11 exons. The coding region runs from base 167 to 3136 and encodes 989 amino acids. NCBI's taxonomy places the organism in Eukaryota, Metazoa, Arthropoda, Insecta, Diptera, Tephritidae. The record is from RefSeq and is a predicted model, not a curated record.
AAAAGAAAUGGUGUUGCGUAACUCGACUUUUGAAAUAUUCCAGAGUCAUUUGGUCAAGAGAAUAAUUCAUGGAAAGUAAUUUUGUUUAACAUUGUGCUAACUAAAAGUGGACGCAGAGAAAUUGAUGCUAAUGAAUUUAUAUUAAUACAAAAUACCAAAGUUCAAAAUGAAACGAAUUGUAACACCAGAUAAAAAUCAUGACAGAUGCAACCGUUCAUCAGGGAGCUUACGAAGUCAGUGUCAAUGGGUUCACAUUAUUUUAAUUACUUUGUCGGCUCUCGUGCAUAUCAUAUCAUCUAACGAUGAAAUCGUCAGUCAUAUUAGAAAAUGUUGCAUAAGUGGUAUUCAAUAUGCUGUUAAACAAACUAACUGCGAGAAAUACGAUUACCAAGUGACUACAAUACCACCAUUGUGGCGUGGACUCUGCCAUUCAACUUACGGUGUUUGUUGCUCCCGAAAGUUGGAAGAACAAUACUGUGUCGCGGGACGCUUAGCUGCUUUGCGAGGUUCACCCUGCGAUGAGCAGUAUAAUACCACCGCAUUCACAGAUUGCUGCCGUGGCUGCCAGGUCGGAUUAGCUGUCAAGGCCAGUAAUAAUGAUUGUAAAAAUGCCUUCUUCUCAUAUUUCCAUAAAAUGGAAACAUAUCAUAUUUGCUGUGACGGAAGAAGAGACAACUACGAUUUUUUCGGCGGCAUAAUAGUUGAUAACAACGAUGCUGACCAUGUGGGCAAAGAGAGGAAAGCCAAUAACUAUUUGAAUGCAUCGGAAGAAGAAUUGGAGCCAAAUAUGAGUGACGAAUUAAUUGACAAUGCCAGUGAUGGAACAAUCGUACUUCCGGUAGAUGACGAUGAUAUAUGCGGUAAAGUGCCAAACCUAUGUGCGCAUAUUUGCGAAAAUACUAAAGAGGCGUAUCGUUGCAAAUGUAAUCCCGGACAUAAGCUAGAUGACAAUAAUGUGACUUGUUCCCGCAUCAAUAAUGGGCAUAACGUUGUCAAAGAAUUAGAAGAAAAUAAGGAAGGUGAUGGCAAUGAACAUAACGAAAGCGAUGUUAAUUUCAUGUCGGGAAGAGAAUUGAAAGGAGGUGGAAUUGAAGACAAUAAGCUAAUUUUUAUACCGAACUCUAUAAACAAAGGUGAAUCGAUGAGUUGCAGCAGUGGUUAUAAAUUUGACUUCGUAAACAAGAAAUGCACUGAUAUUGAUGAGUGCGCUAACAAAUCAGACGAUUGUAAAAGUAUUGACUACUGUCAUAAUACGGUCGGUAGCUAUCAUUGCUUAAGUGUGAAUUCGAAGAAGUGUGACCCGAACAAGGAGAAAUGCGAAAAUGAGUGCAGCGCCGGUUUUCAUUACCAUCAUGAUGUGUGCGUUGACAUCGAUGAGUGUGCGGUUGAUGAAUAUGCGUGUGACAGCAGCCAGGUGUGCAAUAAUGAAAUUGGCGGAUAUCGUUGUGAUUGCAAGAUAGGCUUUAAUCUGGAUAUUACAACAAACGCAUGUUUGGACAUAAAUGAGUGCUCUAUUAACAACCAUAACUGCCUUCCAACGCAACGUUGCGACAACACACAUGGAUCUUACGUCUGCGUCCGACUUCAAAGUUGUGGUACUGGCUACACACUGAAUGCCGAAACAGGAAAUUGCGAUGACGACGAUGAGUGCGCCCUAGAUACACAUAAUUGUCCGCCAGAUUACGAGUGUCACAACACGAAAGGUUCAUUUCGUUGUUACCGUCGUAUGCCAUCGACCAUGCGGACUACAACAACGAAGUCGUCAACAAUUACUGCAACAACUCCAGCCAGCGUUUCCUCCCCCUACUACUAUCGAAAUCGAACGACUUACAAUUAUCCAAACAAUUACGCUUCACAUCAGACUCUCAGCCACAAUAGAGACCCUGUUAACAAUCCGUUACCCUCAUGUGACAUAGGUUUUCAUCGUAACCAAUUGGGCGCUUGCGUAGAUCUCAAUGAAUGUAUUUUAACGAAUCCGUGCAGAUCGCAUCAACGUUGUGUUAAUACAAAUGGUUCAUAUCGCUGUCAAAACUUAUUACAGUGCUCAGCAGGCUACAAAUCUACACCGGAUGGUACGCAAUGCGUAGAUAUUGACGAGUGCGAAUCUGGAGAGCAUCAUUGUGCCGAGAAUCAAAUUUGUCGUAAUCGCAAUGGUGGAUAUAUCUGCUCAUGCCCACUUGGCCAUCAACUGUCUCGCAUGCGAAAUGACCUGAGCCUUUGCGUGGACAUAAAUGAAUGUGACCAAGCGCAUCCGACCGUAUGCCCAUCAAAUGCUCACUGCCUAAACACAAUUGGUUCAUAUUAUUGCGAAUGCAAGUCUGGUUUUCAAAAGAGCAAAGACAAUGAACAUAUUUGCCUGGAUGUGGACGAGUGUCAAGAAAUUCAGGGAUUGUGUCAACAGAAGUGUGUUAAUUAUUGGGGUGGUUACCGCUGCACGUGCAACCAAGGAUUCGAGCUGGGUGCAGACAAUCGCACUUGCAAUGAUGUGGACGAAUGCGAAGUGCACAAAACUUACACACUUUGUAUGGGCUACUGUAAUAAUGUACCUGGUUCUUAUGAAUGCUCAUGUCCACGUGGUUAUUUGCUGUCUGUGGAUAAAACCACUUGCCGUGAUAUAGAUGAGUGUGCUACAGGUGAAUUUUGUACGGGGCGUAACGACAUAUGCACUAAUAUACAUGGAAGUUUCAAAUGCACUACUAUACAUUGCCAGUAUGGUUAUGUUAAUGAUCCAGAUCAGAGAAAUCGCUGCCGUUUGACCAACAACCUAUGUGAAGGCGAUGAAUGCUAUAGCAAACCAUCUGCUUAUACAUAUAAUUUCAUUACUCUGAUCUCCAAGUUAAGUAUACCGCCUGAAGGUAGGAUCAUAUUUAGCCUACGUGGACCGCUUUGGUAUGAUGCUAUAGAUUUUGAUUUGAAAAUUAUAAAAAUUCAAGCUGCAGCCAACAUCGAGAAGGCGUUGGGCAAUCAUUUUGAUACCAUAAAGGGCAAGCAUGAAGUGCACCUGCAACUAAAGCGUUCGCUGCAGGGACCACAGGAGAUCGAGCUGGAACUCAGUAUGACAGUGUUUACAAACGGCAUGCCUCGAGGCAAAAGCGUUGCUAAAAUAUUUAUUUUAGUGUCCCAACACACUUUCUAAUAUGAACAUAUACAUGCAUAUGUAAUUAGAAAAUAUGUAGCACGAACGCGAAAGUUGAGAGUGGUUGCUGCACUGCGUGUUACAUUUUGUACAAAGUUUUGCUUUUUUUGUAAUUUAAGUUGUGUUAUCCAAAACGGCCAUAUGUACACUGCAAAGGAUUUUUUAAAUAAAGUAAAUAAAUCGUCUUCAAAUAUGGCCAACUUGUCCCAACACCAAUAAUCGGACAAUUUCAAAAUAGAGUUGUUGCAGACUUAUACGCUUUUUUGUGGCUUGACAGAUUUUCUCUUUAUAAUUUUGUUCUUUCAAUGUAAUUUAACAUUUUAAUAUUAUAUAAUUUAACAUUUUUAAAAAUACCUUUGUUUGCUGUUAACAAAAAUAGUUUAAUUCUUAAAUUUUUGUACUAUUAAUAAAAUACGUGUGUACUAUUAUAAACGAAACUAAAAAAUGAAAAAAAUAACUCAUUGGUGAAGCAUAUCAUCAAAAAAUGUAUGAUUCCAAUUGGUUUUGGCCAAACACCCAAAAAGGGUGUAAUACUAAUGCAUCUAUAAAACUGAACGGUAUUAAUGAAAAUAAGUGACAUUAUAGGUUCCGAAUUUUUCCCAGCAUAAAAAAUUAUUUGAAGCAGUGUUCCUAUGUACAUAACCUAAAGGUACAAGAAUAUUACGUGAAUCUGCAGCAAAAUAUGAUAUAUGCAGAAGUCGAAGGCCCUCAUAAAUAAACGGAAAGUUCUUAUAAAAAGCGGUGUUAAUGUAUCCAAAUACACGAUUCGAGGACGUUUACGUGAAAAAAAACCUUGAAUUUCGGUAUUAAUGAAAAUAAUAAUGAAAAUAAGUGACAUUAUAGGUUCCGAAUUUUUCCCAGCAUAAAAAAUUAUUUGAAGCAGUGUUCCUAUGUACAGAACCUAAAGGUACAAGAAUAUUAAGUGAAUCUGCAGCAAAAUAUGAUAUAUGCAGAAGUCGAAGGCCCUCAUAAAUAAACGGAAAGUUCUUAUAAAAAGCGGUGUUAAUGUAUCCAAAUACACGAUUCGAGGACGUUUACGUGAAAAAACCUUGAAUUUCGGAGUACAUUGGAAAAAAAGGCUGCUCAUUAUCAGACAUUUGGCAUGGAUUGAUGAUAUCCCAACAAACAUUUAGGUUUGAGAACGAUGAGAAAACGAGUUGAAUUCUAAUGUGUUUCUUUAAGGUAGAAUGUUAUAAUAUGAUUAGAGAAAUUGUCAAGAGCUACAGCAUUAUCUACAAAAAGGGGACUUAGUUCUUGAUAUGGAGAAAAGUUAGAUACUGAAUGGUAUUAUAACCUUGAAAUCCAAUUGGUUUCUAAUAUGGAUUUUAAAUUUAUAUGCACUGUGCACUGUAUUCCUCGCAGUUUUAUUAUUUCAGAUAUACAGGGUGGCUGAUGAAUUUUGCUACAUUAAGAAACUCAAAUUACUUUUUUUUUAGUGUAUGGAAUUCAUUUAUUUUUUUUCAAGUUGAAGGUCAUUAAAUUUUAUUAAAUGUAGCUUAACUAGUUUUAAAAAUAAUUGAAUUUAAAUGCCCCCCAUGCUCGUUGACACAAGUGCGGCAUCUUAGUAAAAAGUUGUUCAUUGCUGCUUUGAGAGUUGCGACAGGAAUAGCCGCAAUUGUUGCCCGAAUGGAUUGUUUUAGUUCAUCCAAAUUUGUUGGCUUUGUUUUAUAAACUUCUUGUUUACAUAAACCCCACAAGAAAAAGUCAGGUGCAGUAAGGUCAGGCGACCUGGGGGGCCAACGAAGUUCGGAGUUUCUUGAAAUCAGUUUAUUGGGAAAUUUUCGUCGCAACUCUGUCAUAACAGUCUGGGCUAUGUGAGACGUUGCCCCAUCUUGUUGAAACCACACAGAGUUGAAAGGAAUUCUCUUUCGGCGUAGUUCUGAAUAAAAAAAUUCUUUCAGCAUUUUCAAAUAACGGUCUCCAGUAACCGUAACGGUGUGACCAUUUUCUUCAAAAAAAUAAGGCCCGACAAUACAGUGUGAAGAAACCGCACACCACACUGUCACGCGAAGAGGAUGCAAUUCCGUCUCGUGGAGUAUCUGUGGGUUAGAAGUACUCCAUAUUCGACAAUUUUGUUUGUUCACAUUGCCGUUUAAAUCGAAAUGGGCCUCAUCAGACAUGAAAAGGCAGUUUAACAUGUUUUGGUCUUCUUCCACCAUUUGCAGGAUCUUCUGGCAAAAUUCCAAGCGAAUCGGCAAGUCUGCUGCAUUCAGUUUGUUAACCAUUUGAAUUUUGUAGGGAAAUAAGUCUAAAUCUUUGUACAUUAUUGUUUGCAAAGACUGUCGGCUGACACCAAGUUGAGCAGAUAAGCUUCUUGUUGAAACCCUUGGAUUGCUUUGUAUAGCUGCAGCUACAGCAGCGAUCGUUUCCUCCGUCCGAACUGGUGGGUUUCGAUGAUAAGGCCUUCUUGCGACUGUUCCUUGCUCAGCAAAAUUAUUCACCAGUCUCAUUAUGGUCCAUCUGCUCGGGGGAUCGCCGCCAAACAUCCGCCUGUACUCUCUCUGUACCAAAACUACGGACCCCAGUGCGUGAUAGCGGCGGACUAUCCAAAUUCUU